Cetraspora pellucida is the source of this 861-nucleotide messenger RNA. NCBI's taxonomy places the organism in Eukaryota, Fungi, Glomeromycota, Glomeromycetes, Diversisporales, Gigasporaceae. The record is from the annotation of a GenBank genome assembly.
AUGUCGGAAUAUAAUGUUCGAAACGUUGGUGUUGUAAAUACUUUGGAAAACAGACUCUAUAUUGAAAGGACCGGCACUGUAAUUUCUCCUUUUCAUGAUAUCCCAUUGUUCGCAAAUGAAAGUAAAACCGUCUUGAAUUUUAUUGUUGAAAUUCCAAGGUGGACAAAUGCUAAGAUGGAGAUUUCGAAGGAAGAAGAUCUUAAUCCAAUAAAACAGGAUGUGAAAAAGGGUAAGCUUCGAUACGUCCGUAAUUGUUUCCCACAUCAUGGUUAUAUUUGGAAUUAUGGUGCUUUCCCUCAGACUUGGGAGGAUCCUACACAAGUUCACCCCGAAACAAAGGCUAGAGGUGAUAAUGAUCCGCUCGAUGUCUGUGAAAUUGGGGAACAUGUAGGGUAUUGCGGACAAGUAAAACAAGUUAAGGUUCUAGGAAUUAUGGCACUUUUGGACGAAGGUGAGACUGACUGGAAAGUUAUCGUUAUUGAUAUCAAUGAUCCCUUGGCGAAUAAAUUGAACGACAUCGAAGAUGUCGAAAAUCAUUUGCCCGGUCUCAUUCGGGCAACAAAUGAAUGGUUCCGUAUUUAUAAAAUCCCGGAUGGCAAACCUGAAAACUCAUUUGCGUUCAGUGGGGAGGCCAAAAAUAAGAAAUAUGCUACUGAAAUUAUUCACGAAACUCAUGAAGCUUGGAGGCGCCUAAUUAAGGGUCAAGUUCCCAACAAGGGUGAGAAAUAUGAAAUUAACAUCACUAACAUGACGUGUGAAGCAAGCCCUGGUCAAAUUACUGUUGACGAUCCCACUUAUCAAUCUAUUCCCCCAGCUACUCCAAUCAAACAUGCCCCAAUUGAUCCAUCAAGUAAGCUAUAA